AUGGCAGCCUUUCAACAUGCUUUCCAUGCUAUAAAAACUGGACUUUGCGAUUCUGCUAUUGUCGCGGGAUCCCAUUUACUUCUGUCUCCCACUUUAUCAGUUCAGUUAGACAGAUUAGGUGUUUUAUCGCCCAAUGGAAUGUCAAAGCCAUUCGAUGAUAAUGGUGAUGGGUUUGUUCGCUCUGAAGCCGCUAUAGUAAUGCUUUUACAGAAAGAAAGUGUAGCAAAAAGGAUGUACGCAAAAGUUUUGGGUGCCGGUACAAAUGUUGAUGGAAAUAAAAAAGAAGGAAUUACUUUUCCUUCGGGACGUAUGCAAAACAAACUCAUGCGAGAAAUGUACGCGGAAAGCGGGAUAAAUCCCCAUGACGUGGUGUACAUGGAAGCACAUGGCACCGGAACCAAAGUUGGGGAUCCCCAGGAGGUAAAUUCAAUUACGGAUAUGUUUUGUACGAAUCGUCCGACUCCACUUCUUCUUGGUUCAGUGAAAUCCAAUAUGGGUCACGCUGAAGGUGCCGCUGGUUUGUGCGGCCUUUCCAAAGUCAUAAUUGCUAUGGAAACCGGUAUAAUUCCUAGAAAUUUGAAUUUUGAAACUCCGAACAAGGAUAUAACUGGAAUUUUUGAUGGAAGGGUAAAGGUGGUAUCAAAAAAUGAACAAUGGACCGGAGGCAUUGUUGGGAUAAACUCUAUCGGGUUUGGAGGAACAAAUGCGCAUGUUAUCUUACAAUCAAAUCCAAAAAGAAAAAUGCCUAUGAUCAAAAGUUGCUGGCCUCGAGUGGUGGGAGUUUCUGGACGUACUGAACAAGCAGUUAAAUUUUUCCUUGAGCAAGUGCAUAAACAUCGUGACGAUCAAGAAUUUUUGGCACUUAUUGACCAGAUUCAUUCAAAAAAUAUCAUCGGACAUACCUUUAGAGGCUAUUCACUACUUAAAGAUGAACCGAUUUUUGAGAUAACUGAAAUACCUACUGAAAACAGACCUAUUUGUUUUGUCUUUUCUGGAAUGGGCUCUCAGUGGGCCGGUAUGGCUAAAAACCUUAUAAAAUUGGAUAUUUUUGAAAAGUCAAUUGAUAGAUGUGCUGAAGCCCUUCGACCUCAUGGAAUUGAUUUGAAAGAUAUUAUGGUUAACAGUUCGCAGGAAACUUUUGAAAAUGUUCUAUAUUCUUCUAUAUCUAUUACCGCUAUGCAAAUUGCCCUAACCGAUAUAUUAAAAACAAUUGGCAUUGAGCCGGAUUUUAUAGUAGGCCAUUCUAUGGGUGAGAUAGUUUGUGCCUACGCCGACGGAGCUAUAACAUCUGAUGAAGCCAUGUUGAUAGCCUAUAACAGGAGCUGUGCCGUUUUGGAAUGCAACAUAGCUGAAGGUGCUAUGGCAGCUAUAGGUUUAUCUUGGGAAGAAGCACGAGUCAAAUGUCCUCCGGAAAUUGAUCUCGCUUGUCAUAAUAGCAUAGAUUCAGUGACAGUGGCCGGCCCUCCAGAAGCCGUCAAAAAGCUUGUGGCUGACCUUCACGCUGAUAACAUUUUCGCCAAGAUUAUCCAUAGUUCAAAAACUGCCUUUCAUAGCAAAUAUAUUGCCAACGCUGAGCCGCUAGUGAAAAGGAAGCUCGAACCAAUUAUAACCAGCCCCAAACACAGAUCGUCUAGGUGGAUCUCCACCUCUAUUCCAGAACUUGCCUGGAGCACCCCACUUGUACAAACAUGUGGUUCUGAAUACUUCAUAAACAACUUACUCAACCCUGUUCUCUUUCACGAAGCUCUUAUGCAUGUACCCAAAAAUUCGACUGUUAUCGAAAUAGCGCCAUCGGCUCUCCUGUCCUCAAUUCUUAGGAAGACAUUUGGCAAAAGUGCGACUGUUAUUUCGUUGGUCAAGAAAGAUCAUGAUGAUAACAUAUCGUUUUUAACAUCCGCUUUAGGAAAAAUCUAUACUGCCGGUUGUCAGCCAAAGUUUGGAAAUUUAUACGAUUCAAUAUCAUUUCCUGUAAGCAGAGGAACACCGAUGAUAAACUCGAUGAUUAAGUGGGAUCAUUCUAUAGAGUGGGCUGUAGCUAGGUUUACUCCUAAGGAAAAUACAGGAGAACUGAGUAUCGACAUAGACCUGAGCAAAGAUAGCGAUAAAUACUUAGCUGAUCAUAUUAUUGAUGGAAGCAUAAUAUUUCCUUGGAUGGGAUACUUAGUUUUGGUAUGGCAAUGCUUUGCUAAAAUUAAGGAUGUAAACUUUGAAACAAUGCCUGUAAUUUUAGAAGAUAUUCAAUUUAAAGAAAAUGUUAGAUUUACAAAAAAUGGGGCAGUAAAAUUUCAUUUUACGAUUUUGAAAGUAACCGGAAAGUUCGAGUUAAGUGAAAAAGGAUCUGUUGUAGUUAGUGGGAAAAUUUCAGUAAAGUUAGAUAAUGAUCCGUCGAACUUACGAAAACCUAUGUUUAAUGAAGAUGGUAUUAUACUGACAACCCAAGAUAUUUACAAAGAGAUGCGACUAAGAAAUCAUGAUUAUAGAAAUAUAUUUUGUGGCAUACUGAAAUGUAAUGUUGACAGGAAGACUGGACAGCUUAGAUGGAAAAAUAAUUGGAUUACUUUUUUGGAUAGCAUGUACCAAUUUUUCAUUUUAGGCUCUGAUAGUAGACAACUUUAUGAGCCUAGUCAUCUACAGAAGAUUGUCAUAGACCCCAUUGACCAUUUAAGCAUUGUAAAACAGCUUUCAGAAGAUGAAGGUGUGAACAUUGCUACGUUUCCCCAUAUAAAAGUAGUCAAAUCUGGUGGUAUUGAAUUCACUGGUCUAAAAUUAAAUAUAGUUCCGACAAAAAAUAGAACGCAACAAUUUCCCAAGCUGGAAAGAUAUGAGUUUGUACCUUUAAAUAAUUAUAAGGAUUUGAGUAAGAGUUCGAAGAAAGCAAAAACAGACGCUUUAACGGUUUUAAGUCAGUUAGUUUUGGAAAAUUCCGCAGGUUCUCAUGUUAAAAUUACCGAAAUAUGUCAAAAUGGACUUGAUACAGCACUAAUCCCUGAAAUAACUGAUAUUUUCAACAAUGAAGCAAUGAUUACUGUAGAUGCUGCCAUUGUUGUAAAUCACGAUCCAGAAGAUGCGACUUACAAUUACUUCAAAGAAAUGGGGAUUAACGUGCAUGUGAAAGAUUUUCAAACUAAUGCAAUUAUUGGUACUAAUGUUCAUCUAGUCAUUCUGCGCAAUACUAUAGCAAACAACCAGAUGUCCUUGAUUAAAAAUGCAAAGAAGUCUUUAAGAGAAGGCGGGUUUAUACUUUUGGAAGAGCCAAAAGCAAUAUUCGUUAAUCUUAAUACUACUAAUCAAAUUUCACAAAUAAAGGAAUUGAAAUUGAAUACUAUAAGCAUUCAAUCCACCACGGAAAAUACCUUCAUUCUUUUGAGGCCGGAAAUUGUAAUCCCAAGUAAUUCAAUUUUAAUACAAAUUAAUGAAAAUAAUUUUUCCUGGAUAGACUCACUCAAGGAUGCUAUGCAGAAAGCAGAUGAGUUAAAUACUAAAGUUUAUAUAUAUGCGCAAGGUGAACCAUUAACAGGCCUUAUAGGAAUGGUUAAUUGUCUUAAACAAGAACCAGUAGGAGGUAAAAACAUUCGCUCCGUUUUUAUUCAUGAUAAAAAUACACCAACAUUCAGUCUUAAAGCCUAUCAGGAACAAUUAAAAUACGAUUUAGUGCAUAACGUAUUGAAAAACGAAAUCUGGGGAACGUAUAGGCAUUUACUUUUGGAAGAACCUAUCGAUACGAAAAUUUCACCAGUUAAACAUGCUUAUAUCGACUUAUCAAUAUGUGGAGAUUUAUCUACUUUAAAAUGGGUUCAAGGCCCUUCUCCCCAUUCUAUUUCUGGAAAACAGCUCUGUUAUGUCUAUUACGCUGCGGUCAACCUGGCGGACGUUAUGCUGGCAACAGGAAAAAUAUCCAUGCAUAAUAUGUCACCAGAAUUGAUCGACUGUCAUGGUCAGUUUGGUUUCGAAUUUUCUGGAAAGACUAGCAGCGGUUGUCGGGUAAUGGGUUUACUUCCAGUGGGAGCCCUUUCAACCACUGUAUUGGCGGAUAGAGAUAUUCUUUGGGAUAUUCCAGACAGUUGGAGUUUAGAUGAAGCAGCAACCAUACCGCUAGCAUACUCAACAAGUUAUUAUGCUCUUAUUAUAAGAGGUGAAAUGAAAGCAGGAAAGUCGAUCCUCAUUCACGGUGGUAGUGGAGGGAUAGGACUAGCUUCUAUCGCUAUCUCUUUACGAAUGGGCUGUGAAGUUUAUACUACAGUGUCCAGUCAAGCCAAGAAGGAGGUUUUGAUAAAAUCUUUUCCACAACUGAAUGUCAACAACAUUGGCUACUCUCGAGAUACUAACUUUGAGCAAUUGGUCUUAGAUAAAACAAACGGCAGAGGAGUUGAUCUAGUUCUUAAUUCUUCACAGGUGGGACAUUUUCAGGCUUCGCUUCGUUGUUUGGCGUUUGGGGGAAGAUUCUUAGAACUUGCUAGGACAUCUAUACUUGAAAACGGUGUACUCCCGGAAAAUGCGACAAUUCACCGAAUUAACUUACAGACAAUAUUCAAUAAUGCCGAUGAAAAGAAGAAGGUUGUGAAAUUAAUAUCAGAAGGAAUUGUAUCUGGAGUUGUUCAACCUCUUCCCAAACUAAUAUUCAAUAAAAAUCAAAUCGAACAGGCCUUUAAAUUUUUAGCAUCUGGCAAACAUAUUGGUAAAGUAGUUUUGAAAAUAAGAAACGAAGAGUCCGAAAAUGUCCAAAUGCCUAUUUCCAAAAACAUAUUUGCAAUUGCCCGUUCCUACUUUGAUCCAAAUAAAAGUUACAUAUUGGUAGGCGGACUAGGCGGUUUUGGUUUAGAACUAACUGAUUGGCUGCUAAAAAGAGGUGCCAAGAAACUGAUUAUCGUGUCAAGUAGUGGAAUAAAAACUGCUUACCAAUGUUGGUGCAUUAAAAAAUGGCAGAAAAUUGGUACUCAGAUAUUAGUUAAUACUCAAAAUGCACAUACAAAACAAGGAGCUAUCUCUAUACUAGAACAAGCGAAUAAACUGGCUCCUAUAGGCGGAAUUUUCAAUAUGGCGACAGUUAUUUGCGAUGCAGAAUUCAUCAAUCAAACCGAAGACAAUUUUAAAGCUACCUAUAAACCAAAGGCUGACGUAACCAGGCAACUUGAUUCAGCCGCUAGAACAUUAGCCCCUCAACUCGAUUAUUUCGUUUGUUUUUCGUCAUUUUCUUGCGGCCGCGGAAAUCCUGGUCAAUCCAAUUACGCCGCAGCUAAUUCAGCGAUGGAAAGAAUUAUUGAGGCUAGAAAAAAUGCAGGAUUUUGUGGAUUAAUAAUUCAAUGGGCGUCUCUUGGUGACGUUGGACUUGUUUUUGAUGCAAUGGGUGGUUCUAAUGAUACUGAGGUGCUUGGAACCUUACCCCAAAGAAUGUCGUCCUGCAUGGCUACUAUGGAUAUGUUACUUCAACAACCCUACCCCAUUGUAGCGAGUACAGUGAUUGCUAAAAAGCGUAAACUAUCAAAUUUAAACCAAGAUAAUUUACCCAGCAUUAUAGCAAACAUGUUAAGCAUCCAAAAUUUAGCUUCAAUUGCACCAAAAGCAACGUUGGAGGAUCUUGGCGUGGAUUCAUUAAUGGUCGCCGAAAUUAAACAAAUUCUUCAAACAACCUUUGAUGUUGUUUUAACUGCCUCAGAAAUAAAAAGCGUAACUUUUGCCAAACUUCAGAACUUAUCAGCGAUUUCAUGUCAGUGAAAAUAAUAAACAAUUAUAAGAAAUUGUAGCUUAAACAUAUGUAUUUGUAUAGGUUUUUUAUGUUAUGGUUAGGAUGAAGUAAUC
This is a messenger RNA of Ceutorhynchus assimilis (cabbage seed weevil), 5796 nucleotides long. The record is from the annotation of a GenBank genome assembly. NCBI's taxonomy places the organism in Eukaryota, Metazoa, Arthropoda, Insecta, Coleoptera, Curculionidae.